AUGGCUAGCAGUAGUGGAGAAUCGGAUAAUUCCGUUUCUCAAUUUGUAUCUACGUUAAUACCUACAUUGGUUAUUGCGCUUAUUUUCUAUUUAGCAUUUAUUGGUAUUAGAAAGAAGCAACAAAGAGUUUAUGAACCAAGAAACGUUGUCGAAACAGUUUCACCAGACUUGAAGCCUGGUGAAUCUCCAGCUGGAAUUUUUGGAUGGGUGUCGUUUUUAUUGCACAAACCAGAAACAUAUAUUAUUCAACAAGCAGGUGUUGAUGGAUAUUUCUUCAUCAGAUUCCUCUUUCAAUUUGCCGUGGUAUGCUUCAUGGGAUGCUGUAUUUUAUGGCCUGUUUUGUUCCCUGUCAAUGCUACGGGUGGAAAUGGUCAAGAAGGAUUGAAUAUUUUAUCAUAUGCUAAUGUUAAGGACAAGAAUAGAUUUUUUGCUCAGAUCUUUUUGAGUUGGGCGUUCUUCGGUUCUGUAUUAUUCUUGAUUUACCGUGAAUUGGUGUACUAUACCACUUUUAGACACGCUCUUCAAACCACUCCAUUAUAUGAUUCUUUGUUAUCGUCCAGAACCUUGUUAUUGACUGAGGUUCCUGAGAACUUAUUGAAGGAAGAUGAAUUGAGAGGUUACUUUCCUACAGCCACCAAUGUGUGGUAUGCCCGUGAUUACACUGAAUUAACCAAGAAGGUUAAGGAAAGAAACAAGCUCACCAACAAGUACGAAGGUACUUUGAACAAGACACUUACCAAGGCUGUUAAAAUCAGAAAUAAGGCAUUGAAGAAAAAUAAGGAGCCUCCUUUACCAGCCGAUGAUUUAGAUAAGUACUUGAAGGAUGGUAAGAAGAGACCAACCCACAAAUUGAAAUUCUUGAUCGGUAAGAAGGUUGACACGUUGACUUACUGUCCAGAAAGAUUAGGAGAAUUAAACACUGAAAUCAAGAAGGACCAAGCUCAGCACAAUGCUAACACUCAAAUUCCAUCUGUUUUUAUUGAAUUCCCAACUCAAUUAGAAUUGCAAAAAGCUUACCAAGCUAUUCCUUAUAACAAGGAAUUAGGUAAUUCUAAGAGAUUCAGUGGAUUAACUCCAGAUGAUGUGAUUUGGGAGAAUUUGCAUUUGACUACGACUAAGAGGAGAAUCAAGAAGGUAAUUGCUUCUACUGUAUUAACUUUGAUGAUUAUUUUCUGGUGUAUUCCUGUUGCUGUAGUUGGUGCUAUUUCAAAUAUUACUUUCUUGAUUAAAAAGGCCCCUUGGUUAGAAUUUAUUAAUAAUAUGCCAGAUAAGCUUAAGGGUAUUAUCACAGGUCUUUUGCCAGUUGUUGCAUUGGCUAUUUUGAUGUCUUUGGUUCCACCAUUUAUCAAGAAAAUGGGUAAGGUUAGUGGUUGCAUAACAAUUCAACAAGUUGAAUCUUAUUGUCAAGCCUGGUUUUAUGCCUUUGAAGUUGUCCACGUAUUUUUGGUGGUAGCUUUAUGUUCUUCUUCUAUUUCUGCUGUCCCAGAUAUUGUGGAGAAUCCAUCUUCUCUUAUGCCAUUAUUGGCUCAACAAUUGCCAAAAUCUUCCAAUUUCUAUAUUUCUUAUCUUUGUUUACAAGGUUUAACAAUUUCUGCGGGAUUAUUGUUACAAAUUGUUGCAUUAAUUUUAGCUCAAAUAUUGGGUAAGAUCUUGGAUGGCACUCCAAGGGCUAAAUGGAACCGUUGGAACACUUUGGGUCAACCCUUCUGGUCCGUUAUUUAUCCAGCUUAUGAAUUGUUAUGUGUUAUUGCAUUCGCAUACUCUAUCAUUGCUCCAUUAGUGUUGGGAUUUGCGUUCGUUACGUUUGUUUUGAUAUAUUGCGCUUACAUGUACUUAUUAGUUCAUGUUUUACAACCAAACAAGACAGAUGCCCGUGGUAGAAACUAUCCAAGUGCAUUGUUCCAGUUAUUCGUUGGCCUUUAUUUAGCUGAGAUUUGUCUUACAGCAUUGUUUGUUUUCGGUAAGAAUUGGGCUGCUGUCGCCUUAGAAGGUAUUAUGAUUGCGGUCACUGCUCUUUGUCAUAUCUAUUACAAAUGGAAGUUCUUGCCAUUAUGGGAUGUUGUUCCUGUAUCUGCUAUUAGAUAUGCUGCUGGUGAUGCAACAUACCAAUAUCCAAUGCACGAUCAAGGCAGGAAAGAAAUUAAGAUUGAAGGUGAGAACUACUGGCAAGGUGGAAACCAAUUAGGUUUAACUGGUGAUCAUGAUCAACAAGUAUUGCCAAACGUUCAUGAAAAGGAUGCCUACUUGGGAACUGGCUCUGACUCAAUUAUUAAUGAUGGUACCAGCCAAUCUAAGGUAACUACCGACUCGAAACAACCGUUCAAUAGAAACAAUACCGUCAAUGGAAAUGUAGUUGACGAAAAGGCAGUUGGUGUUGCAGGUACUGGGAACAAACCUAUUACCUCCGAGCCUCAAGGUUCUAAGCUCACCAGAUUCUUCAAGCCUAAGUUACAAACCUUUGACUUUGUUAGAGAUAAUAUGCCUGAACCUUACUUCAACUACAUUGAAUACAACCCAGAUUUCAUAAGAAACGCCUAUGAAGAUCCUGUUGUCAACGACGAAGAACCACAUAUCUGGAUCGCCAGAGACGACAUGGGAUUAUCUGAAAUUGAAAAGAAUAAGGCUUUAGAAAACGGAGUCGAUGUUUCUGAUGAGAAUGCUAUGUACAACGAAAAGGGUGCAUUAAUCUACACGGGUGCCCCACCUUCGUACGAAGAAGCUUUGAAAAUAUAA
Molecule: messenger RNA, 2733 nt
Organism: Debaryomyces fabryi
Lineage: Eukaryota; Fungi; Ascomycota; Pichiomycetes; Serinales; Debaryomycetaceae
Exons: 1
Coding region: 1-2733 (910 amino acids)
Cellular component (GO): plasma membrane
Molecular function (GO): calcium-activated cation channel activity
Source: RefSeq, a predicted model, not a curated record